UCAAAAGCUCCAACUAUGGCUGAAAUAAGGCUAAGGUUGACUGAAAAUGAAGUGUCCACCAAUGGUAGGACUGGGGCUGUUUCAUGGUUGAUCGAGGGUAUCAACAUAGAAAAUGCUCAAGAUGGCCUACGUUCUUCUAUAAGACAACUGCCAGAGGAUCCAACUGCUUCUCAGAGAACUCUGAUAGAAGAAAAAAGGUAG
This is a messenger RNA of Suillus fuscotomentosus, 201 nucleotides long. RefSeq lists its product as uncharacterized. The transcript is spliced from 2 exons. The annotation marks the transcript as partial. NCBI's taxonomy places the organism in Eukaryota, Fungi, Basidiomycota, Agaricomycetes, Boletales, Suillaceae. The record is from RefSeq and is a predicted model, not a curated record.